AAACUCUUCGUUGAAAGUACGAAGAAAUCGCCCAAUUAUCAAUAACUACAUUCAAAAAAUUUAAAAGUUGAAUUUAAAAUUAGGUAUCAAUCGGUAACGCCAUUUUGUUUUACCGACAGUUCAGCAACUGAGAGAAAAUGUCGGAAAAUAACCUACAAUUGGACGAGAACACUACACAUUUCAUUUAUGGGGACCAAGAGUACAUUCUGGAUCAAGGCCCGAUCAAUCCGGAACUCAGAGACUUGAUUUGCAAUGAGGGCCCCAAAGCGAUACUAGUAGACGGCCAGUAUAUCCUUACUGACAGUAAUACGAUUCUUCUACAAGGGGGCGACACGAAUUUGACCCAAUUUUACAUCAAUGACGGGAAUGAAGCCGGUUUUGUGAUUGAUGGAGGGGACAGUUCGGUUAAUAAUUUAUUUCAAAACGCCGAGUGUGUGCAAUUGGUUGAAGAGGACACAAAUGACGUGCAACAAAUCGUUUAUUACACCAACGAGGAGUUGAGUAAUGAAGCAUUUACACCAGUGCAGGAAUUGAGUGAAGAAGGUGACAUUCAAGGGAUUCAGGACGAAGACGGGAAUAUUUACCCCUUCAAGAGGAUCAAACUGGAAGGACAAAUGCUAAAUUUUGAUGAAUUUAUCCAAAAAGAAGAAAGUAAUGAGGAAACGAGCGACGAAAAUAUUCAAUUUACAAUUUUGGAGGACCAGUCUGAGUUAAGCAAUGUUGAAGGCACGUCUGAGACUGAUUCAUCGACGAAAACAACCGAAAAUGAAAUCUCCGACUUGGCAAAAAUCACAGGUCGGAAUCUAAUAACUGGUCAAACAGUAACUCUUCAUAGUUACAUGGAAAAGUUAAAAAAACGGUUACACAAAACAAGUUUACACAAAACCCCAGGUCGAAAAAUCUACAACGACGAGGUGCGUAAACCCGAAAUUACCGACCUUGUUGAUAGAAAAAUCCUCAUCGGAAAAACGAAAACCGGGAAGAAAAUCAUGGGAAAAAUCUUAAGCGUUGAUCGGAAACAUUCAACCCCCGAGCCUGAAAACGAGACCACAACCACUCCAGAGCCCGAAAAUUUAGAAAUUCAUGAGAAAGACACAACAAUAGAAACGCCCCCAGUCACUGACCCCCCCGUGAACCAAAUAAUAAUAAAAACGAGUGUCGUAGCAAAGGAGAGUUUCGAACAAAUUUGUAAAACUUUGAGUGGUGUUAUGGAAAUGGAAUCGGUUAGGAAAAAAUUAGAGAAAAAAAAUCUUGUAGUAAAGUUAGUUGAAAAGAAAUAUGUUAGUGAGAGUGAUUCAUAUGAGAAAAAGACGUCGCAUAGUUAUGGUUUUAUGGAGAAGGAGGUGGAGGAUGGGGAGGAGAAGUGGAAGUUUGUGCCGGAUGCGGAGACGCAGGAGGUGCUCCUGGGGGAAGAAGAAGAGGGCGAGAAAAAAACAGCUCGAUUCACCAUCACCACCAGCCUCACAAUCCUUGUGACGUAUGAAAAGGGCGGAGCUAAGACAGUCCGUGUGAAUCUAAACCCCGCCCCUGGUAAUUUAUGUACAGUGUGUGCCCAAUAUUUCAAAAGCAAUUUGAAACUUCGCCAACACAUGAAUCAGGUUCACAACACCUACGGUUACAACAGCACUUGCAAGGCCUGUGACCAGUUCUUCAAUGAUCCUCAAAAGUUCAAAGAACAUUGCAAACAGCACAUCGAAAAUGGUGAACUGUUCAAUUGUUCCGAAUGUGACAAGUGUUUUCCCUCUGAGGUCAAACUCAAGAAACACUUUGCUAUUCACGACGUCCAUUUGCGUCCUCUAGAGUGCUCCGUUUGCGAAGUGCGGUGUGCGAAUGAGACAACGUUGAAAAAACAUUUAAUGACACAUAUGGGGGUGAAGCCUUACGCGUGCGAUAUUUGUAGUAAACAGUUUAUGACGCAUUAUGAUGUGAAUUUUCACCGGAGAAUUCAUUUCCCUGAUAAGAAUUUCACGUGUCAUGUUUGUGGUAGAACGUUUUCGAGGCAUUCGAAUUUGUUGAGACAUACAGAGAUACAUAAGGGGACAGGAGCGCUGUUUAAGUGUGAUAUUUGUGGUUGUUCGUUCAAUUAUAUUUCUUCGUUGACGAGGCACGUGGUGCAGAAUCACAUCGAUGCUGAUAAAUUGAAAAAGGUUGUUAAUGACAAGGAGGAGGAGGAAGAGGAGGAGAAAUAAUUUUUUUUUACUUCGGAUCAUCGUCCAGCCAAUCCAGCGCAAUUUCAGAGCCAACUCCACCCCAAUAACCCCCAGGGAGACAAGUUCAAGGGUGGUGUGCACCCCCACAGGCAACUGGAAUUUGUCAACGGAGGGGUUCUCGGCGAGGGC
Messenger RNA from Tribolium madens (black flour beetle), 2339 nucleotides. RefSeq names its product zinc finger and SCAN domain-containing protein 21-like. Gene Ontology annotation, biological process: regulation of transcription by RNA polymerase II. The record is from RefSeq and is a predicted model, not a curated record. The transcript has 7 exons. Bases 138 to 2189 code for a protein of 683 amino acids. Gene Ontology annotation, molecular function: DNA-binding transcription factor activity; RNA polymerase II cis-regulatory region sequence-specific DNA binding. Lineage: Eukaryota; Metazoa; Arthropoda; Insecta; Coleoptera; Tenebrionidae.